AUGUCUUUACAAUCUUUCACAAAGGAAAAGAAUAAGUCAGGCUCCCGAGAAUCAUGCAUCAUACCACUUCCAAUUUCUAUAUCCAGCACUAGUUCCUUCACAAAUACAAUUAUAACUACUUUAGCCAACCGCUUUCCACUUUUAACUUAUUACACUAGUAAUAUACAAAAAUCACGCGUAAAAGCGCGAGGAAGUUUUAAUUCUACCUCUAAUUCAGUGAUAGUCUCAGAAAAGCAAGAUAUACAGAAGUUAUGGAAGCAAGGUUUUUUCGGGAAAGGAAAUUUAUCAAGAAGUGAGCCUACUUUCGAAUGGAGAGAUGGUAAGAAAGGGGACCAGCCUUUAUCUGCAGAACAAAUAACACAGAACCGUAGGGUAGCAAGAGCAAAAAGGAAAAAGAACAAAAAGAACGUAUCUGCGUCUAUUAUCAACAAUGAAGAUAGCAAGGGCUUUAUUGACGUUAAUGAUGAUAAAAAUGAUACAGAAUCAACCUGUCUGAUUGAUACACUAGGACAGCCUGACGAUGAAGAUGAUAACAUUAUACAAAAUCAAUCUGCAUUUAUUCAAGAACAUUUACAACUUACGACAGAAGAAGCAUUUUUCUUAAGUUUUGGACUCGGAUGCUUGGAAAUAUAUGACACUAAUGACAAUUUGAUGACUAUCCGAGAUUGUUGGAACGCAUUUCGUAUAUCCACUGUAUCUAUAUCGUCUUUUCCAUCCAUUAUCACAUCUAACACUCCUCAGGAUUCACCACUAAUUCAAUCAGAUAAUCCAUUCAUUAUUCGAUAUGUUGUAUAUCAUUAUUUUCGCAGUUUGGGAUGGGUCGUUAGAGGAGGUAUGAAAUUUGGAUGUGAUUACGUGUUGUACGAAAAAGGACCUGUAUUCAAACAUGCAGAGUUUGUAUCUAAAUAUUCCAUGUUUCAUUAUUCUCGGUUACAAACCAAUUUAAUAACAAAGUCUUUUUUUGGAAUUACUAGAUAUUGCGUAAUAGUGCUUCCAUACUACCUUUCUGCCACAAGUAACACGAAUAACAACCACUUUCGUCAUAACGUUACGGCAUCUUGGCAAUUAAUGUCAAAUUUGAGCAGAUCAUUAGUAUUAUGUUAUGUAAUUAUUCCACCAUCUCCAUUAAAAACAAUACCAGAUUUACCAUCUCAUGAACAAAUCCAAACGUUAACUUAUUCAGAUAAUGACAAAAAUAAUUACA
Molecule: messenger RNA, 1204 nt
Organism: Racocetra persica
Lineage: Eukaryota; Fungi; Glomeromycota; Glomeromycetes; Diversisporales; Gigasporaceae
Source: the annotation of a GenBank genome assembly